Messenger RNA from Aureococcus anophagefferens, 732 nucleotides. RefSeq lists its product as hypothetical. Gene Ontology annotation, cellular component: plasma membrane. The transcript has 3 exons. Gene Ontology annotation, biological process: protein phosphorylation. NCBI's taxonomy places the organism in Eukaryota, Pelagophyceae, Pelagomonadales, Pelagomonadaceae. The record is from RefSeq and is a predicted model, not a curated record. The annotation marks the transcript as partial. Gene Ontology annotation, molecular function: protein kinase activity; ATP binding.
GCGAUCAAGCGGCACCUGCGCGGCGCGGGGCAGGGCGAGGCGGAGUUCGUCAAGGAGCUCGACGUGCUCGCGCAGCUGCGAGAUCCGCGCCUCGUGCAUCUCCUCGCGUACGCGGCCGACGAGCACGAGCGGGUGCUCGUCCUCGAGCUCAUGCGCGGCGGGUCCCUGCAGGACCGGCUCGCCUGCACGGGCUUCGACGGCCGCGACGUCGCGCCGCUCCCGUGGAACCACCGCCUCCGCAUCGCCCUCGACACGUCGGCGGCCCUCUACUACCUGCACGCCCAGCCGCGCGCCAACGACGUCGCCUUCAUCCACGGCGACGUGAAAUCGGCGAACGUCCUGCUCGACGACGCCGGCCACGCCAAGCUCGCGGACUUUGGCCUCGCGCGCAAGGUCGCCACUCCGCGGGGCGCGGACAGGACCCUGACGCUCGCAGGCUCCCACGGCUACAUGGACCCGCACUACUCCGCGACGACGACGCCCCGCCCUCAGGUCUACGCCUUCGGCGUCGUGCUCAUGGAGCUCGUCACGGGGCUCGACGCCCGCGGCCUCGUCGACCGCGUCAUGGCCGCGGAGCGCGAGACCGACAUCUUCGACGCGAAGCUCGAGCCGUCGCCGGAGGCGCUCGAGCGGGCCGUCGACGUCCUCGAGAUCGCCCACCGCUGCGUCCAGUCGGUGCCCGGCGACCGCCCGGCCAUGGACGCCGUCUGCGACCUCCUCUCCGAGGCCGAG